CGCAACCACUCAAAACAGGACCCAACGCGUGCAUGUCGCUCUGUUGAGCUAUCCUUUCCCGUCCUCUUCGCAAAUCACCUGCGCAUGCACUAGACACCAUGGGUCCCUCUCUGUACCUGGAGCUCCCUCCGUCGAGCCUGUUCAAGUUCCCUCCAGACUGGGCCCCGCCAGCUCUUGCGCCGCCCCCCGCCACCGGCACUCUCAGAGCUCCCUUCAACCUUGACGCCGGCAUCUACAACAAGGUCCUCACCCCCGCCGUGCCUCUGACCAUCGCCGCCGUCUACGCGACCACCGUCUCACUGCUCAAUGCCUACAACCGCAGUCACGGCAACAAGCCAUGGCGCAUCAGCAAGACGCGGGCCUUUUACGCCUUUGUCAUCGCCCACAACAUCUUCCUCGCCGUCUAUUCGGCCAUCACCAACGUUGCUAUGGGAAGGGCUCUGUACCGCAUCACCCCCGGCUUCUCCCAGCACGGCCUGGUUGACAAUGUGGAUGCUUUCUGCAAGAUGAACGGUCCGCGUGGUCUUGGUGACGCCACGACCUUCAACGGUACCACUUCUUCUUGGGAGGUCAAGAACAGCCUCAUCCACCUUGGUCCCGAGGGUACCCCCGACCCCACGGAUGUUGGCAGGCUUUGGAACGAGGGCCUGGCUUUCUGGGGCUGGUGGUUCUACCUGUCCAAGUUCUACGAGGUCUUGGACACAGCCAUCAUCCUUGCUAAGGGCAAGCGCAGCUCUACUCUCCAGACCUACCACCACGCCGGCGCCAUGAUGUGCAUGUGGGCGGGUAUCCGCUUCAUGUCUGCCCCGAUUUGGAUGUUUGUCUUCAUCAACUCUGGUAUUCACGCGCUGAUGUACACCUACUACACCGUGUCUGCUUUGGGCUUCAAGGUUCCGCAGGGGAUCAAGCGCACCCUGACGACCAUGCAGAUCAUGCAAUUCGUGGUUGGUGCCAGCUUCGCGACCCUGCACCUGUUCGUCGCGUAUACCGUCCCGGUCUCGACUCCGUACACUUUGGUCCAUACAAUCACCUCUGCCGUCGAGUCGGCGGCUACAGCGGCCUCGUCUUCUCUGAACUCGGCUGCCACGGCCGUGGCGACUGCUGGCCUUGGUGCAUACCUCAGGAAGUUGGCCUAUCGCGCUGCGGGUGAAGAGGGUCUUGCAGAGAAUGUGCGCGAUGAGCAGGGCCAUAUUUUCGGCCCCGAAGCCUCGCACCAUGUCGAGACUCGCGAGGAGGUUAGAUGGAGAAACGAGUACGUGAAGGUUCACUGCCUCGACACUACCGGACAGGCGUUUGCUGUCUGGCUGAACGUGAUUUACCUUAUGCCCUUGACCUACAUUAGCGCCCUUUUUGUCCGCUUCUUUAUCCGCUCCUACACGAAGCGCAGCUCCGUUGGCACCAAGAAGCAGGCCGCGACUAAAGCUGUGACCGAUGCUGCGCACGGUGUAGACCGUGAGGUCGAGGCUUUCGGCAAGGAAAUUGAGAAUCUUGAGUGGAAAGCCAUCACCAACACGGAUCUCCGCAAUGGGAUCAGCAACGUGUCCGAGUUGAUCCAAAAGAAUGCCUCGAAGGAGCAGAUCGAAACCGCCGUCAAGCAGACCGAGAAGCAGCUGAAGCAGACUAGUGGCAAGGCUGCUGAAGUGGGCAGAAAGGCACUCGAUAAUCUUAAGGUAAAGGCGGACCAAACGAAGGAGAACGGUGCGGCAGCGGCCAACAAGGUGAAGCAAGAGGUAGACCAAAGCCAGGAGGCGUUGCAAAAGAGGAUUGAGGCGAAGAUCCAGGAGUCCCUCAAGGAAAAGGAAAAGGAAGACAAGGGAAAGUACAACGGUGAGGUGAAGAAGGAGGAAUCCGAAGGUGACGAGGAACCGGAGCCGGAAGGUCUCAGUACCACGGAUCCGAACAAGACGGACACGUCAUAUGCGGAGAUGAUCAAGCAGUGA
Aplosporella prunicola CBS 121167 is the source of this 1940-nucleotide messenger RNA. RefSeq lists its product as uncharacterized. NCBI's taxonomy places the organism in Eukaryota, Fungi, Ascomycota, Dothideomycetes, Botryosphaeriales, Aplosporellaceae. Bases 99 to 1940 code for a protein of 613 amino acids. The transcript has 3 exons. Gene Ontology annotation, cellular component: endoplasmic reticulum membrane. Gene Ontology annotation, molecular function: fatty acid elongase activity. The record is from RefSeq and is a predicted model, not a curated record. Gene Ontology annotation, biological process: fatty acid elongation, polyunsaturated fatty acid; sphingolipid biosynthetic process; fatty acid elongation, saturated fatty acid.